AUGGCGACGUUAAAAGAGGAGCGGUGCUACGGACUGUCCUGUGGAAGAGUGAGCAAUGGCAGCAACAUCUCCGUCUAUCACGUCAAGCUGACUGACAGCGCGCUGCGAGCGUUUGAAGACUACCAGAGCAACAAGAAAAUCUCAAUACCGCAGUCAGAGAAUCCAAAUGAGCUGCGUACGUUUACGUUCUACCUGUCCAAUGUGGGAAAGGACAAUCCCCAGGGCAGCUUCGACUGCAUUCAGCAGUAUAUUACAAGUGAAGGGAGCAUACAGCUGGACUGCCUGGGAGGGAUCCAGGACAAAAUCACUGUAUGCGCCACGGACGACUCCUACCAGAAAGCCAGGCAAAGCAUGGCUCAGGCAGAGGAGGAAACCCGCAGCCGUGGAGCCAUCGUCAUCAAGCCUGGCGGGAGAUACGUGGGUAGGUUUGAUGCAUCUCGGGCUGCCACAUUUGAAUGUAUGCAACUGUUCCUUCAACGGAAGAACCUCGUUUUGGCCAUCAGCUGGUCAAAAUCUGAUCGGUUUACACACUUCUCGCGGCCGGUCAUCUCCAGCAGUCAGAAGAAGAGCCCGCCGCGGCCGCUGAGGGUACGGCUGGUGCAUUUACUGGCCCUGAAACCCUACCGCAAACCCGAACUCCUGGUGCGGCUCACGAAGGACGGCCUGUCUCCUCAGGACAAGGAGACGCUGGACUGCCUCCUGCAACAGGUGGCUAACCUGAAUAGUAAGGACAACACCUUCACAUUGAAGAAUUGCUUGUUUAAGGAAGUUCAGAAGGACUGGCCUGGUUAUACUGAGGUGGACCAGCAGAUUCUGAAGAGAAUUCUUGUACGAAAACUGUGUAAGCCUCAGAGCAGUGGCCCUGUGCCUGGGGAGAGUCCGGUCAGCCCGCAUAAAGAACCAGCCAGCAGCUCGCCCUCUCAGAAACGACCUGCAGCAGAGUUCAUCGAUCCUUUGGCCAAUAAGAAACCCAGAAUAUCACAUCUAGCCAGUAAGUCUACAGGGCUCAUCAAUGGCAAACUGAGUUCAUCCAAUGGGAAGGACUCAUCUAGUUCUCAAUCAGCAGAGACGUCGUCGAGCUCCCACUUCCCUCUGCUGGAGAUCCCCCGACCCUUCGACCCCCUUUCGGAUGUCAGCAACGACUCCAAUGGCCGAGACUGUGAAAGUCAGGAGGCGGCGGUGGCGGAGAGACUGAGUCAGCCCCCUUCGUUCGCCCCUAGCUCCACAACGCAAGAGGAUGGCCUAGGCUCCACAUCCCCGGCCCACAGCAGCUUGGACUGGUCUCAGACCCAGAGCGCUCAACCCUCCCUGCAUGGCAAGUCAAAGAAGAAGUCCAAAAAACACAAGGACAAAGACAAGUCCAAGGAGAAAGACAGGGACCGAGAGCGGGACAUGAAGAAGGAGAGGAGAGUUGAUGAAGACCGUGGCUUGGAUCAGAGGAAACCCUGUGACGUCACAACCAGCGAUAGGAGCCCAGGUCUGAACGGAACGUGCCACAGCUCCAGUAUUCCUGCAUCUUCGUCAGAGACAGCAGACUAUUUAUUAAAGUACACCGUGAUAAGCUCACAAGAGCAACGUCAGAGUUACAAAAAUGACUUCAACGCAGAGUACAGUGAGUACCGGGGCCUCCACGCACGGAUAGAGAGCAUCACCCGACAGUUCACUAUACUCGACUCCGAGCUCAAACAACUCCAGCAAGGCACCGAUAAGUAUAAGACAAUCCACAAUCAGAUACUUCAAGAGUAUCGCAAAAUCAAAAAGACUAAUCCCAACUAUAGCCAAGAGAAGAACCGCUGUGAAUACCUACACCACAAACUGGCACAUUUAAAAAAACUGAUCGCAGAAUAUGAUCAACAGCAACUGCAGAACUGCCACUAACAAGAUUUUAUUUUCUCCUUAAUCUUUCGGUCUCUUUUGAGAGGGAGAGAAUGUCUGGAUUAUUUGUUUUGUUUUUUUGGCUUGCUCUAAAAACAAGUUGCUCUAAUGUAAAAUGCCACAAAACGGAUUUCUUUUUUCUUUUUUCCUCGUAGUGGGCCAAGUGCUCUAGUAAGGACAAUGCAUACCCAUUAUUUUCAUUUUUUUAUGGGACUAUAGGGACAUGGGUGUACUACUCAGCCAUGCUUACCUGUGUAGCCUAAUGCAUUAUGGGAUUGGUUGCCAGCUCCCUUCCCUUCUCAAAGGUCUCAGAGUGUGAAAGGAAAAACGGUUCUUUGGGAGAUCUUUCCGAACGGGGAUAACUAACACCCAUUCCCAGAAUGAGAAUUUAAGGUUUAGAGAAAAAUUUAAUGGAUGUUUUUUUUUUUUUGCUGUAUGUACUAAAAUGGAAGGCCCUAAUGCUAAACUAUAUUUAUUUUCGUCUUCCAUAGGUAUACAUCCGUCCGGUUAUGAUUUCACACAGCUAAACCUCUCGUCCCAUCCCUUUGGUCUGUCUGUCUUUAAUCUGUCAGUAUUUUAUGCAAAAGCUGCCUUGGAUUUCGAGAGAUCCCGAUUGCAGUACACCUUUUUUCCCCCCUUGUUUUCUUAUUUUUAGAGUGCUGUAGUGUCUGAAAUAGCACUAUUUGGCUCCUUAUUUUGUGCAAUGCGCUAGACCAUGUGAAAUGGACAUGAAUCGGAUGCCCAUGGGAGAAGAUAACCGUCUGUUUAGAGGCUUGGACAGUAUCAGUAUUAAUAUGGUAGAGCUCCAUAUAGAGGAACUUGCCAUUCCAGAGAUGAGGGAGCGCUUCUGUUUUGGCACGUUUUUACAAUAUUUCAUGCUUUUAACUUAAAAAAUAUUACUUUAUCACAACCCGAAUCAUGAAUCAGAUGUGGUUGUACAAAAACGUGACAAAUCUUAUAAAAUUGUGCCUCAUAUGAGCCGUUUGUCGUCCCUCAGGUAUCUACAGUAAUCCAGUAUUGCUAGUUAUGAGUGUGACGGUAACAUCGUGUUUGCGGCCAAACUUUCUUGGUAUUCUUCCAGAAAAUAGUGAUUGUAUCCCUUUAACGCAGCCUUGAGGUAUUUCCGAGGGGCUGGUUGGUGAAGACAACAAAAAAAAUGGUAGAAACGCAACCUUGGCUCACUGUCUGAACCCUUUAGCAAUUCAAUGCUUGCUUAAAUACUGAGUAUUUGUGGGGGGUUGGCCAUUUCUGACAGUAUUUUCAUUACCAGAUGACUGUUAAAUUCCAUUAAGGCAUCUCAUCGUGGAGGAUCCAUUACAAACCUCUGACGUGCUCCUCACGUUACCGUGGCAUCUGCCUUCGUGGACGCUCAACCACAAGUUGUUCAUCUGUCGGGUCCUGUUGAAGCAUCAAUUGUACUUCUGAUAUCUGAACUCUUAUGUUUAAAUAUUACAAUUCAGCACUUUGCUCAGCUUCUUGCUGUUACUCUUACCUGGGUUUUGUUGCAAGGAGACACUUGCCUUGUCUCUGUCUGUGUAUGCAUGCUUUCUGACUGUUGAAGACCUAAAAAAGGUUAAAGGCCAGUGUUUACAGUGGCUUUACACUGCUGUUUAAUGUUCAGAAGCCAAAUAUUUCUCAAAUUGCCCUGAAUUUACCUGGCUAGAAUCGGUUCAGUGUUACAAUUUUAGGAGCGGAAUUACAAAAAUUGAAAUAAAGUGAAUUUGACUCGUGAAUCAACUGAGAAUAAUAAUUCUCAUUCACAAAUGUACCAGGUCAGCCACAAACUUUUAGCUCCAAGAAUGAUUUUUAUUUAUUAUUAUUUUUCAACACUUAUCAUGAUCUGCUUUAUGGUCUUUUGCGUUACUUGAAGAAAGAGUCUGAAAAUGAUGCACAAAUUCAACGAAUAUGAUUGAUGUUUGGAUUUGAAACUGCUACGAUACUUUGAAAAAUGAUGAGACACCUGGGGGGGGGAGUGUGCCAAAUGACCUGUUGUAUAGGUUUGCAUCGGAUGAAAUAUGUUGCUGUUUUAGCAAAAUAAAG
Messenger RNA from Sinocyclocheilus grahami, 3915 nucleotides. RefSeq names its product RNA polymerase II elongation factor ELL-like. Bases 1 to 1878 code for a protein of 625 amino acids. NCBI's taxonomy places the organism in Eukaryota, Metazoa, Chordata, Actinopteri, Cypriniformes, Cyprinidae. Gene Ontology annotation, molecular function: cis-regulatory region sequence-specific DNA binding. Gene Ontology annotation, biological process: transcription elongation by RNA polymerase II; snRNA transcription by RNA polymerase II; positive regulation of transcription elongation by RNA polymerase II. Gene Ontology annotation, cellular component: transcription elongation factor complex. The transcript is spliced from 11 exons. The record is from RefSeq and is a predicted model, not a curated record.